AUGACAACAAUCUCACAGCGUGUGUAUGUAAACAUCCCACGUGUGCGUCGGAGUACCAUUGGCACCUCCAGUCCCAUAACUCCUCCAUUACAGAACUUCCCGGACCCUCCCGAUACCCUCCUUUUGGACUCUGCGGGAUGGGAGGUCCAUACUGACGACCAGAGCGGGCAAGAGUACUACUUCCAUCCCUCCACUGGCCGGAGCACCUGGGACUUUCCCCUCAGCUUCUCCAUGGAUUCGUCAGUGGCGACGGAAGAGGCCCGUUCUCCUCCCUUUCCCCAGUCUCCCACUUGCUCGCCCGCAGGCCCUUCUCCUCAGAGAUGGAUCGACUGGGAGAAAUUGCUGGAUGACAAUACUGGCAGACAUUACUUCUUUAACUCCGUGUCGGGCCAGAGCUCAUGGGAUCCCCCGGAGGACAUCAGCUCACCAGGGAACGCAACAUGUCAGGAAGAUUUCCCGCUUCCGCUUCCUGAGGAAGACUACCCAGCAUCGCCAGAACUGGAGGAAUCGUCUCCUCUCUCUAUGUCAGCAGAAUAUUCUUUGAUUAAUAUGAAGAAGGUCUUUAUUCCCAGAGUAAGUCUGGAUCAAAGCACCCCACCAGGAUGGACCCUCAGCAUUGACCCUGAAGGAACUUGGGUCUUCACAAGCCACUUCACGCAGGAACAGUGGAUUAAGUCGCUAGAUGAUCGAGGGCGGACGUACUACUACCUAAGAGACGGCAGCAAGUCCCAGUGGAACUUACCUGAGUACUCUGGAAAUCCAGGGAAGUAUGGAGUCUCAGGAGAGCAGGACUCAAUGGGAUCGAAGCAAAGCUGGAGACACAGUACUGGAUACCAGGAAGAUAAGAGUCAUUCAUCAUACCCUCUGAAUAGAUCAGACAGUGACGCCUCCAACUCUCCUGAGAUGCCACAUAAUGUUUCAAACUUGGAAAAGGCUGGAAUCCUGAACAAAACAAAAGUGUCUGAAAACGGGAAGAAAAUUAGGAAGAACUGGGGUAAUUCCUGGACGGUUCUCCAUGGAGGAAUACUGACUUUCCAUAAGGACCCAAAGUCCACGCCAACCGGAGCAUCGAGCAAGACCAAUCAUAUAGUCCCAGAAUUCACAGUUGAUCUGAAAGGGGCUACAAUUGGCUGGGCAACCAAGGACAAGUCAAGCAAGAAAAAUGUCUUUGAGCUGAAGAGUCGGAACGGCGCAGAGUACUUGAUCCAGUACGACACUGAAAGCAUCAUCACUGACUGGUAUAAAGUCAUCGUAGAUACCAUAAACCAGCUGGAUUUGGAUCAGCAUCACUCUGAAGAUGAGGAGGAAAUCAGUGAGAAGUCCUCAAGCUUAGACAGAGAGGAAAAAGCCUUUGACAAAAGAACUAUGAGCAAUGCAUCUCGAAUGACUUCUGAAGCCGAUCAGAAGAAGGUUCGCUCCAAACUGAAGAAGUUUCUCCUCAAGCGGCCCACCCUGCAGUCAGUCAAAGAGAAGGGAUAUAUCAGAGAAAAUGUAUUUGGAUGCCACUUGCACAAUCUCUGUAACCAGGAGAACACGACAGUGCCCAGUUUUGUGGAGAAAUGCAUCCGGGCGGUAGAGAAAAGAGGUCUGGGGAUCGAUGGACUCUACAGAGUUAGUGGGAAUUUGGCGGUCAUCCAGAAACUGCGUUUCAAAGCAGAUCAUGAGGAUCUGGACCUAGAGGAGAGUAACUGGGAUAUCCAUGUGAUCACAGGAGCACUGAAGCUCUUCUUCAGAGAGCUGCAGGAGCCUCUGUUCCCUUACAAUCUCUUCAAUGAUUUCAUCUUUGGCAUCAAAAUCCCUGAUUAUUUAAAAAAGAUCACACACAUGACAAAUAUUGUACGGUCUUUGCCAGCACCCAACCGUGACACAAUGGAGGCCCUCUUCAGCCAUUUACGCAAGGUCGUUCAACAUGGUAAUGAGAACAGAAUGACUGUGCAGAAUGUGGCUAUCGUCUUCGGCCCAACGUUACUCAAACCAGAGGUGGAGACAGCGAACAUCACCACAUACAUGGUCUUCCAGAACCAGAUUGUAGAAUUCUUACUCAAUGAAUUUGAGUCGAUCUUCCACAUGUGAUUGACUUGAACUUGCACUGAAUAAAAAAAUAAAAAAAAACUCACAAAUGCUGGAGAUAGUGGGAAAGAAGGUGUAAAACUAAUCUUAGUCCAGUAAGAAGGACAUUAUGUAUCAGUUCUGUGAAGAAAAGCCUCUGACUGGCACAUUAUGCAGAAGGUUAUUAAUAGAUAUGCUACAAAAAUCUAGAAAAGUAGCCUCCAUGAUUCAUUUAUUAAUAUCACUGAAACGGAAUGAAGGUUUUACAUGAGCAGUUUAAAUAUUGAAUCGGCAAUACACAUUUUAGUAUAGUUGAAAUAUUUUGAUGUUUCUUUUUAGAAUUAGGGAGAGCUCCCAUCACAGAACGUUUUCUAAGAAUAUUUGUGAGCUUUCUUUUUAAAAUAGUUAAUCAGCUGCGACUGGCUUUUCUUGCUA
Messenger RNA from Pimephales promelas (fathead minnow), 2484 nucleotides. The record is from RefSeq and is a predicted model, not a curated record. Lineage: Eukaryota; Metazoa; Chordata; Actinopteri; Cypriniformes; Leuciscidae.